Molecule: messenger RNA, 2090 nt
Organism: Arvicanthis niloticus (Nile rat)
Lineage: Eukaryota; Metazoa; Chordata; Mammalia; Rodentia; Muridae
Gene: Proser2
Product: proline and serine rich 2
Source: RefSeq, a predicted model, not a curated record
GAGGUGCUGGGCUCCCUGGGGAGCGCGCGCCGAGCAGCCCAGGACUAUCGGCGUGCGUGCGUGCACGACUGACUUGCUGGCUGGCGGACGGCGUGAGCCCUGAGGGUCUCAGUCGGCGAGGACACCUGCGACCCGCGGAGGGGACUUGGCUCGAACACCCCCUCCCCUGCCUCAGAAUGGGACCCUGGCUCCUAUCCUGUUUCCUGUGAGCUAGCCAGUGACAGCUUUGUGUGGGGAUGCCUGGGAACCAGCAGAAACCAGAGUCUUUGGAGAUGGAUUCUGACACGUCACCCAGCUGCAGGCUCAGCGACUUGAGCAGGGGCGGCAGUCUGGAGAGCCGGAGCAGCAGCUCUCGGUCCAGAAGUUUCACUAUGGAUGACGAGAGCCUGAAGCACCUCACACAUGAGGAAAAGGAUGUCAUCCUGUUCUUUGAAGAGACUCUCGAUUCCCUGGAAUACGACUUUGACGAGCCAGCCCUGUGUGACAGUGGCAUUCACUGCUACUCUCCACAGUCUCUGGAAGAGAGCCCUUCCAGCCACUCAGAGCCCGAAGAUGUCAUCGAUUUAGUACAGCCAGCUCCUGUGUCUGGGGAAGCUGAGAGCCUUCCAGGUGUGCCUCAAGUAACAGGGGCCCCAUCUGUUGCAAAACAGGGCACUCCACUUCUUGAAGGUGGGAAACAAGCCGCUGAGAAUUCCCUGCCCCCACCAGACUCCAGGGGUCCCGAGGUGUUUCCUCUGCCACCCUCUCUACCGGUCCCUGCUCCCUCUGCGCCACGAAAGGAGCCGAUGUCCCCCUCUCCUCCAGCAGAGCAUCCCAAACUGCCCCGUUCCGUGCCCACUCCUCUGGUGAUUGCUCAGAAAAUUUCUGAGAAGUUGGCAGGAAAUGAAGCCCUGUCCCCCACAUCCCCCUCAAAAGAAGGCAGGCCUGGGGAAUGGAGGACGCCGACUUCUGUAGCCUCUCGAAACGGGGACCAUGUCGGCGUGUGGCACCGACACACUGCCCAGCCAGCACCCAAGGUCCAUCGCUUCCCCAGCAACAUAAGCGUGACCAACAGCGCGGGCAAGGACUUCAACAAGACCAUCUCCAAGGCGGCUGUCAAUGUGCAGGAGCGCAAGGCCCAGGUCCUGGCCAACAUCAAUGGCAUGUCCUUUAUUGCUGCAGGUGACACAUCAUCGGAAGAGCGGUGGCAGAAGGCAGAGGAGCAGAGGAGUGGCUCUGCAGAUGGAGCACGCACCCUGGGCAGAGCGGGCAUGGCUGGCGAGCCUGGGGCUCUGCGUGCAGGAGUCCCGGCCAGAGCGCAGCAGUCCCGGGCUGUGCAGACGGAGCAGCCUCCGGCGCUGGCCAAUGGCUUUCAGAGCGUGCACGAGGCCCUGCGCUGCGAGCCUAGUUCCUUCGUCCCCACCAGCAAGACCAUCACCUUCCGGCCAGACCCCGCUGUGACCGGCAAGCUGGCGCGCCAGAAUGCUAGCCGCAGCCUGUACGAACCGCGCCCGGACGGCAGCCAGGAUGCCCGCAAGCGCACGGGCUCGCUUCCCCGGGCGGUGGGCUUCCGGCCGCAGGGCAUCACAGUGCAGUUCUCUGGCCGAGGCUCCACCGAGGAAGCUCGGCGCGAGGCUCUGCGCAAACUCGGGCUACUGAAGGAGAACUUGUGAGGGCCGUGGAUGGGACUGCUGGAGUGGCCCGGGUAGAACAUGUAUGUCCGCACUGGGGUGUCCCGUUCUGCAAGCACAGGAACUGGGUGGCACGAAGCUUCUGCCUCAGUCCCAGUGCAAUGUGGAGUCAGUCAAGAAGCCAGCAAAGCAAGGACCCCAGUCCAACCGCGCUCCCCAGUUAUCCCUUUUCUUUUCCGGGGUCCCAGAAUAACUUUAGGACCUAUGGGCUUCCAUGACUGCAGAUGCCCCAUGACUUACAUUUGGGAAGACCACCUUGGCUUGAGUGGGUCCAGACUCUCUGAUCCGGCUUUUAUCCUACCGGCCGGACUUGAAAGCCAGUGUAACUCUCUGAUGCUCAGGAUUCCCUCUCCUCUUGGAAAAUAAAAAAAGAAAUGCUUGUUAAAUUUUUAUAGUGUCAUUAUACACUUUGAGGUCUAA